Messenger RNA from Coniosporium apollinis CBS 100218, 273 nucleotides. RefSeq lists its product as uncharacterized. Lineage: Eukaryota; Fungi; Ascomycota; Dothideomycetes. The record is from RefSeq and is a predicted model, not a curated record. The transcript has 2 exons. Bases 1 to 273 code for a protein of 90 amino acids.
AUGGAAAGGAGCCGGCUAAAAGACGUCUUCGCGGACUACAAGACGACACCAGCGAUUCUGAAGUUCCUUACCAAUAUAGGGGUAGGCCGGAGACAGCGAGCGGAUAAAGAAGAGGCUAGGAAUAGAGAGGAGGACAAGAUUAGAGGGUGGGUGGAAGAGGAGGAAGGCGGAGCGGAGGAGGGCGAGCAUGAUGAGUGGACGCAGAAUAGAGGCUUAAAGCCGGAGAAGGUAAGGAGCAGGGAGCAGGGAACCGCAUACGGCGACAACGCCUAA